This is a messenger RNA of Medicago truncatula (barrel medic), 5416 nucleotides long. RefSeq names its product protein HUA2-LIKE 2. Gene Ontology annotation, molecular function: peroxidase activity. Bases 214 to 5106 code for a protein of 1630 amino acids. NCBI's taxonomy places the organism in Eukaryota, Viridiplantae, Streptophyta, Magnoliopsida, Fabales, Fabaceae. Gene Ontology annotation, biological process: response to oxidative stress. The transcript has 17 exons. The record is from RefSeq and is a predicted model, not a curated record.
UUUUUUCGAGUGAGAGCAAAAGGGCGCAGUUUAUGGAUUGUAACCAACACUAAGCUUCACUCUCCGCGGCGCUUCCCAACUACUUCCCAUUCCCUUUCUUCCCCAAACCUCUUUCAAUUUCAUUCUCUUAACUCAAAUCAAUUAGGGUUCUCUCUCUUUUUUACUUCGAAAUCGUGAAGUAAGUUUUGAAAGGAACGGUUUCGUGUUGAUGUUAUGCCGCCUGGACGAAGAAAAGGCGCCAAGAAAUCAACGGCCACGGCUGGUUCUUCCCGGUCCCGGUCCCGGUCCCGCCGGCAAUGGAACAUCGGCGAUCUCGUUCUUGCCAAGGUUAAAGGCUUCCCUGCUUGGCCUGCAACGGUAGGUGAGCCGGGAAAAUUGAAAUGGGUCCGCCCAAUAACUGCAUCUGAUCUGAAGAAAGUAUUUGUUCACUUCUUUGGAACCACCCAAGUUGCUUUCUGCAAUCCUGCUGAUAUUGAGGAAUUUACUGAAGAGAAGAAACAGUAUCUUGUCGAACAGUAUCUCAGAAAACGCCAAGGAAAGAGUGCUGAACUUGUUCGUGCCGUAACAGAGAUUAUUGAAAUUUACGAAGAAAGAUGUAAUGGAGUUGAUGAAACCAGCUCUGCUGGUGAAGAUUCUAAUGCAGAUGAGGUAAAUUCACCUGACCUGUCUGUCAACUCAGGGUUCAGGGAUCAGGUGGAUACUCCUUGGGAAAUCAAUUCACAAAUGAAACCAUCAAAUUCUGUGACCGGCAAACAUGAGCUAGUUUAUGCAUCCGAGGACGACUUAGUUGUUGCACGAAGGGGUGAAUCUUAUAUUAUUCAAAAGGCCACUGCUGAUGCUGUUGCAACUGCAACUGUAAAAUCACCUUUUCCAGUGAAACAGGAGCACGAACCAGUUCAAAGGUCCCAAAGCUCUUCACAGAUCCAAAACUCUGUUGCACGUCGUAGUGAUGGUGUAAAGAAUGGUGGCAAUAAUGAUGGCAACAUACCAUCUGACACAACUAAUAAUAAAUCUAUUAGAAGGAUUAAGCAUAUCAGGAAAUCACCUGACCUUUUUGGCUGUAAUGAUACCGAUUCAUCUGCAUUUGCUUCAAAUGUUAGCAUGGAGGGAAAUGGUUCUGAUAUUGUUACAAUCAAUUCUGAUGUCUGUAGCUUAAAUGAGGGAAGUACAAUAUGUUCUAAUUUAAAACUUGAACAAUCUGAGAUUAUUGAGUGCUCCGAAUAUGUUGGGUUAAACAAAGUCCUUAGUCAUGAAGUGAAGGCUGUAAUUGGUAAAAAGAAAAGAAAACCAAACAGGAGGAGGAAAAUCAAUAAUGCUGGUGCUCAGAAUGCCAAUCAAAGUUUGCAGAAUAUGUCUGAAAGUCCGAAAGAGAGAUGCUCCAACCAAGAUGGAGAUGAACACUUACCCCUGUUUAAGCGGCGCAGAGUUAGAAUGGCUAUUAAUUCAUCAUUCACGGAGGAAGAACACAAUCAAAUUGCACAAGUACAAGAGAAAAGCAGCAAGGAAGUUAUUAUUGACUCCUCAUUGCAGAUAAUCGCAUCCUCAAAUUGUGAAAACAGUUGCUUUGCUGAUGGAGACUCAUCAGCAUCGAAUCGAGUUUUGGUCAAUGUUUCUCGUAAGUUACUAGCUCCCUGUUCUGAAAAUGGGUCAAAAGCUUCCGAAGUUAAGAAAGACCAAUCAUUUGGCUCCUCUGUGGAUGAUGAAUCUUCUUUACCUCCAUCUAAACGAGUCCAGCGUGCCUUAAAAGCAAUGUAUGCCAAUGCUGCUGAAGAAGCAACUUGUAUUGAAUCAUCACCCUCUAUAAUGACAUCAAGUGGUAGAAGCUGUAUAUCCGCAACCAAGAGAUGUUCCUGUGGCAAUGAUUGUUCUGAUAACCGCUUGUGUAAUUUAUCAACCUGCUCAAAUCCAAUGAUUUUAACACAGGAUAAUACGUCUUUUGAAGAGGACAAGACCAAGUCUCAAUUGCACAAAUCUGGCAAGGAUGUCAUCCCAGGUGCUGGACACCAAAGUAGUGAAGAUCUCAGUGAUUCUGGGGUUUGUGUGUCUGCUAAAAUAGAUUCAAAAGUUCUGAUGCAUGAAAAACUUUCACCUAAUCUUGAUGUGAAAUGUUGUCUAGUUGGAAGCAAUAAAGAUUCACUAGGUUUAUUAGUACCCCCAAAGGCUGAUGAAAGUAUCAGGCCUGUGAUCCAUUCAAAUGCAUCUGAUACAUUAGAUCAUCGUGGAAUAAAUCUUGAUCCUGUGGCGGGUCCCAAUGAAAGUGCCAAAUUGUUAUGUCAAAAGAGUAUCAACAUGCCUCAGAAUUUGACGGUUGUUUGCGAGGAUAUGAAGGGAACAGCUGGCGACCGAAGUAAAAUCAAUGACACGCAUGUGGUUGUGGAAGAGGUAAAAUUUGAAAGACAACAGGAGGAUAUGAUUUCUCUAUCAAUAUCCAAUGAUUGUUCACGGGAAAAGGGUGGUUUGGGCAUUCCGGCAAGCUCAUCAAUGACUGACGGAGGAGUUUGCCUUCCACAAGGCUCACCUCCAAAUACAUCAGUUCGCCAUAUUUCUACAUCAGACAGUAGUAAUAUUCAUCAAAAUGGAAGUUGUAGCCCUGAUGUACUCCAGAAGAACAUCUUAUCUGGUCCUAUUGAUGGACGGAAAGAUGGGGUGGAAGCAAAUCAACAACCAAGAUCUACAGGCAAGUCAACUGAAGCGGGAGAUGCUGCUUUGUUAUACUUCGAAGCAAUGCUUGCGACAUUGACAAGGACAAAGGAAAAUAUUGGUCGAGCAACACGCAUAGCUAUUGACUGUGCAAAGUUUGGCAUUGCAACAAAGGUGGUGGAAAGUCUUGUCCACAGUCUGGAAAAUGAGCCAAUCCUUAGUCGAAGAGUGGAUCUGUUUUUCCUUGUUGACUCGAUUGUUCAAUCUUCUCGAGGUUCAAAAGGAGAUGCUGGUGGAGUAUAUCCAUCUGCUAUGCAAGCAUUCCUGCCACGCCUAUUGUCUGCUGCUGCCCCUCCUGGAAAUACCGCACAAGAAAAUCGAAAGCAGUGUCUUAAGGUGUUAAGGCUGUGGUUAGAGAGAAGAAUCCUACCAGAACCCAUUAUUAACCAUCACAUCCGGGAACUGAAUUCAUAUAGCAGUUCAGCUUCUGCAAGUGUUCACUCGCAGCGUUUGUUGAGAACAGACAGGGCUUUAGAUGAUCCUAUAAGAGAAAUGGAGGGUAUGCUUGUUGAUGAAUAUGGAAGCAAUUCAAGUUUUCAGUUAUCUGCAUUACACAUGCCCUGUAUGGUUGAAGAUGGAGGGAGUGAUUCUGAUGGAGGGAACUUCCAGGCUGUCGCGCCUCAACGUGAGUCUGAAGCAUAUGAAGUACAAGAAGUGUCUCAUGCAUUUGAAAAGCAUAGGCAUGUGUUGGAAGAUGUUGAGGGAGAGCUUGAAAUGGAAGAUGUGGCACCUUCUUUAGAUGUGGAAUUGAAUUCGAUUUGUAAUGUUUAUGGAGGAAAUGCAUCACAGCUUGAUAAGAAACUUCCUCUGUCCUUUGCUCCUCAUUUUUCACAAGAUGUGCCAUCGUUUUCCCCACAUCCACCAUCAUACGCUCCCCCACCACCACCUCCUCCUCCUCCACCACCAUCCCCACCAACAAUGCAUCUCAUGUCAGCUACCUCCGAUCAAUAUCGCACUGCAGCCGAUUCAAAAGCUUUUUCAGAUUCACAGACAGUGCAUGGCAAAACAUUUCAUUCUCUGGCUCAGCCCUUAGCUGCACCAAGAAAUAGUCGACCUAUGGAUGCAAUGCAGUUUCAAAUCCCAAAAUGUAGAGACGUGCAGAUGAAAAUUACAGAGUCUACUUGCUAUUCUAACAGUUAUCCUGUACGGCCACCAGAAAAUUCUAGGAGUGCUGAUGGUUUUGCUGUGCAUAAUAAAGGUUACAUACUACGGCCACCGCACCGCGUGCCAUCGGAUCAGUUUUCUUUUGUUCAUGCAGAGAAUCGUCAGAAGUCCCAGAGGGAGGUUCCACCACCCCCUUCAUACUCCAAUAGACACCACUCGGUGCAGAAUCUCAAGAGGGAAAACUUCUAUAACAAUCAGGAGAGAGAUGGAAUGAGAUACAAUACUCGUGCACCAAGUGAAGAGAGAUGGAAUACUCGUGCACCACAUGAAGAUCGAUGGAAUUCCCGUGCACCAAGUGAAGAUAGAUGGAAUACUCGUGCACCAAGUGAAGAUAGAUGGAAUUCUCGUGCACCGAGUGAAGAGAGAUGGAAUACUCGUGCACCAAGUGAAGAUAGAUGGAAUACUCGUGCACCGAGUGAAGAGAGAUGGAAUACUCGUGCACCAAGUGAAGAUAGAUGGAAUACUCGUGCGCCACAUGAAGAGAGAUGGAAUACUCGUGCAGCGUAUUCUGGUGUGCUUGCCCCUUAUGGUUGUCAUCCAAGUGAAUCAACAAGAUCGCGAGGUCAUGGUUGGAGACUUCCUUCCCCAUCAAUGAAUUACAGAUACUCCAUGCCUUUUAGACAUCACUUCGAUGAUGCAAUUCCAGCAGCAAACCGAGAAAGCAAAACCGAAAAAAUAGUAACAAAAAAUCACCACAUCUUCAACAACCAAAAAUCACCAAACAAAGAAAUGGGUGCUUCACAUUCGGUCUCUGAAAAUUCAAUCCAUGAAUUCACAGUUAAGGAUGCAAGGGGAAAAGAUGUGAACCUAAGCACUUACAAAGGGAAAGUGAUUAUUGUAGUUAACGUUGCUUCGAAAUGUGGAUUUACGAAUGUCAAUUAUACCCAGUUAACUGAGCUUUACAGCAGAUACAGGGAUAAAGGACUUGAGAUAUUGGCUUUUCCAUGCAAUCAGUUUUUGAAUCAAGAGCCGGGGAAUAGUCUGGAGGCAGAGCAAUUUGCCUGCACAAGAUUCAAAGCCGAGUAUCCAAUUUUCGGAAAGAUACGUGUGAAUGGACCCGACACAGCACCUCUCUACAAAUUCCUUAAAGAAAAGAAAUCUGGUUUUCUGGGGUCUAGGAUAAAGUGGAACUUCACCAAGUUUUUGGUUGACAAGGAAGGGCAUGUGCUCCAGCGUUACAGUCCAACCACCUCACCAUUUUCCAUAGAAAAUGACAUCAAGAAGGCAUUGGGAGAGACUUGAAAGGAUCUACAAUCCCUUCAAAUUAUUGCGGGUGCAGAAGAUGAUUAAAAACAAAAUGAAUGUAUAUUUGGUAGAUGUUUCUUUUAGUGAUUAUUUAUUGCAUAUGUUAUGUCUAGAGGUUUUGUUUGGCUCUAACUGUUGUAUCAAAAUUCUCUUUUGGCCUUGUGAUAUAAUUCAUUAUUUAAAAGAGUUGAUUAGUGCUCUGUGAUUGUUCUGUUUUGAGCUGUUAUUUGUUUAUAUAAACGCAUAAAUAGGAAUGUGUAUUACAUUUGGCUGGUAAAUGCAAUAGCUAUGUUUUCUCUUUUUCUCA